Messenger RNA from Salvelinus namaycush (lake trout), 2466 nucleotides. Its product is annotated as protocadherin gamma-C5-like. Gene Ontology annotation, biological process: homophilic cell-cell adhesion. The transcript has a single exon. The record is from RefSeq and is a predicted model, not a curated record. Bases 1 to 2466 code for a protein of 821 amino acids. Gene Ontology annotation, cellular component: plasma membrane. Lineage: Eukaryota; Metazoa; Chordata; Actinopteri; Salmoniformes; Salmonidae. Gene Ontology annotation, molecular function: calcium ion binding.
AUGUGGACGCUAGUCAAGAUUAAGAUUUUUCCAUGGCUGGCACUAUGGAUGUUCUUUCUCUUGUGGAAUACAAUAGAGGCGCAGACUCGAUACACCAUUCCCGAGGAACUGGACGUGGGCUCUGUUGUUGGAAAUAUAGCUAAGGACUUGGGCUUUGACAUCGCUAAGAUCUCUGAUCGCAAACUGAGGAUAGCCCCCGGGGCUGGUAAGCAAUAUUUCGCUGUGGAUUUGGGAAAGGGCGAGCUCAUUGUAAAUGAAAGGAUAGACAGAGAGAGUCUGUGCGGACAAAGCGCGAGUUGUUUGUUACCACUACAGGUUAUCAUUGAGGAUCCACUUCAGUUUUAUCGUGUUGAGGUGGAAAUACUGGAUAUAAAUGACAAUUCUCCACUUUUCAUGUCAGGCGAGAACACUAUAAAAGUGCCCGAAUCAACUCUAUCUGGUGUUCGGUUUCGUUUGGAAACGGCACAGGACCGUGACGUCGGGAUAAAUUAUUUGCGCUCAUAUUCUCUGAAUAAAAAUGACUUCUUUGCUUUGAACGUUAAAAACAAUAAAGACGGCACAAAGGUUGCCGAGCUUGUUCUGGAAAAGACUGUUGACCGGGAACAGCAGCCGGUGCACAACCUAAUUCUUACUGCGGUUGAUGGAGGUACUCCGGCAAGAUCUGGAACCACGCAUGUUACUGUGAUGGUGAUAGACAUAAACGACAAUGCGCCUAGUUUUGACCAAGACUUGUAUGAAAUCCAACUGAGUGAAAAUGCAAUACCCGGGGCAUUAGUAUUGACAGUUAGAGCCAACGACUUGGAUGAAGGCCCAAACAGUAAAAUAGAGUAUUCAUUCGAAUCGCAUACAGCAGAGUCCAUUCAAAAGCUAUUUGUAAUCAAUGAAGACACAGGAGCUAUUACUUUAACCGACGCAUUAGAUUACGAAAAAAGUCCUUCAUAUAAAUUUGAUGUAUGCGCUAGAGACAAAGGCACGCCAUCUAUGGAGGCACACAGUAGUGUCCAGGUAACCAUUGUAGAUGUUAAUGAUAACUCACCUGAGAUAACCAUCACCUCCUCACCCAAACCCGUUAGAGAGGAUGCCCCAGUAGGUACCAUGGUAGCUCUAAUUAGUGCAAAGGAUUUGGACUCGGGAGAAAAUGGUCAAGUUUCCCUUCGUAUGUCUUCAGAUUACCCUUUCAAAUUAAACCCCUCAUUUGCAGAUCAUUACGCACUAGUAACACAUUCAACUUUAGACCGGGAGAAAUAUCCUGAAUACCGUAUUGAGCUUGAAGCAUCGGACUCAGGGUCCCCAGCUUUGACCUCCAUUAAAAUAAUAACAGUUAAUAUUUUAGAUGUUAAUGACAACCCUCCAGUUUUUUCCCAACCUUCUUACACUGUUUACGUCAGAGAGAACAAUGCUGCUGGAUCAAUAAUGUGUUCAGUGUCCGCUUCAGAUCCAGAUAAAGGAGAGAAUGCGAAGAUAUCCUAUUCUAUAUUAGACUCUAAAGUACAAGACGUGUCUGUCUCCUCCUAUAUUUACAUAAACUCGGAUAACGGCAGCAUCUACAGCAUGCACUCGUUUGACUAUGAGAAACUGAAGGUGUUUCAGAUACAGGUCCAGGCAAAGGACCACGGCUCUCCGUCUCUGAACAGCAACGUCAAGGUUCAUGUUUUUAUCCUGGACCAGAACGACAAUGCUCCCGCUGUUAUUUACCCUUCCACUGUCAUGGGCUCUGUCUCCCAUCAGAAGAUGCCCCGGUCCGCUAAAGCAGGCCACCUCGCCACUAAGAUAUCGGCAGUGGACGCAGACUCGGGUCAUAACGCCUGGAUUUCCUAUAGGCUGGUGGAGGCCACAGACUCGUCUCUGUUCAGUGUGAAUCUUUACACAGGGGAGGUGAGGACUAAACGCGCUGUUUCAGAGCAGGAUGACUCCUCUCAGAGGCUGCUUAUAGAGAUACAGGACAAUGGGGAACCGGUCCAGUCCGCCACAGUCACAGUCAACAUACUGUUAGAGGACGGGCUCCACGAGCCCAUCUCGGACUUCCGCCAGAAAACAGUAGAGCCCAGCAAGAGAAACAGUAAAAUCACCUUUUAUUUGAUCAUCUCUCUGGCCUCUGUGUCCGUUUUGUCUUUGUUGACUUUUCUCAUCUUAGUGGUGAAGUGCGUUAGAAACAGUAGGAGCAGCUCGAGUUGCUGUAUCAGACGGGCUGACUCUGACGGAUACAAGAAUCCAAACAGAAACCUGCAGCUCCAGCUCAACACUGACGGCCCUAUUAAGUAUGUGGAGGUCCUGGGAGGGGACAUGUUGUCUCAGAGCCAGUCCUUCAGGUCGUGUCUCUCUCCAGUGUCAGAGUUCAGUGAUUUCACCCUCGUCAAGCCCAGCAGCACCACUGACUUUCAGGACAUGAUAAACGUGCUUGAUGCGUCUUUACCGGACAGCGCGUGGACGUUCGAGAGCCAACAGGUGAGCGCAGCUACUUUAUAA